Messenger RNA from Daldinia childiae, 1071 nucleotides. RefSeq names its product D-amino-acid oxidase. The transcript has 4 exons. Lineage: Eukaryota; Fungi; Ascomycota; Sordariomycetes; Xylariales; Hypoxylaceae. Gene Ontology annotation, molecular function: D-amino-acid oxidase activity; FAD binding. Bases 1 to 1071 code for a protein of 356 amino acids. The record is from RefSeq and is a predicted model, not a curated record.
AUGCCGAAUAUUGUGGUCGUCGGUGCGGGUGUGUCCGGUCUCACAACAGCCUAUCUGCUAUCGAAGCAGGAAGGAAAUGUCAUAACUGUCGUAGCGAAACAUAUGCCAGGCGACUAUGACAUAGAGUAUGCGUCACCAUGGGCUGGCGCGAACGUUCUACCCAUGGCAACCGAGAAGCACAGCUCAUGGGAGCGUCGCACGUGGCCGGAGAUCAAGAGGCUCGCUACCGAGGUGCCCGAGGCCGGAAUACACUUGCUGAAAUCUCGCGUUUACCGCCGCGAGAAGGACAUUGAGCAAAUUAGGAAGAAAGGUUACAAUUUCGACGGGCUCUUCGAGGAGAACCCCUGGUACAAGACGUUGUUCGACGACUUUCGAGAGCUCUCCAAGGAUGAACUCCCCAAAGGCAUGGCGUCGGGCUGCGAGUUCGGGUCCGCAUGCAUAAACGUCAUGCUGUACCUACCGUGGCUUUUGGGGAAAUGCCGGGCGAAUGGCGUUGUAUUCCGGCGCGGCCAGCUGAAGCACAUUUCGGAAGCUGCGUCCCUGAGCCACACGGGCGAGAAGGCCGACGUCGUAAUCAACACGACGGGGCUAAGCGCUUCCAAGCUUGGCGGGGUGAUGGACAAGAACCUAGUGCCGGUCCGCGGCCAGAUCGUCGUCGUCAGGAACGAGGCGCCGUACAUGCUGACGAAAUCCGGGACCGACGACGCCGCCGACGAACUCUGCUACAUAAUGAUGCGGGCGGCGGGCGGCGGCACGAUCCUCGGCGGGACUUACCAGAAAGGUCACUGGGAAAGCCAGCCGGACCCGAAUAUCGCGAUGAGGAUCAUGCGGCGGGCGGUGGAGAUGAUGCCGGAGCUUGUGGACGGGAAGGGAGUUGAUGAGUUGGAUAUUAUCCGCCAUGGGGUUGGUCUCCGGCCUUAUAGGGAGGGAGGUGUCAGGAUUGAAAAGGAGAGGAUUGGCGAUACGUGGGUUGUUCAUAAUUACGGACAUGCUGGCUGGGGAUAUCAAGGAUCGUAUGGUUGUGCAGAAGACGCGGCGGGACUUGUAAAUGAAAUCCUUGGCCGUUCUUGA